Messenger RNA from Penicillium taxi, 693 nucleotides. RefSeq names its product DNA replication protein PSF1. Lineage: Eukaryota; Fungi; Ascomycota; Eurotiomycetes; Eurotiales; Aspergillaceae. Bases 1 to 693 code for a protein of 230 amino acids. The transcript has 3 exons. Gene Ontology annotation, cellular component: GINS complex. The record is from RefSeq and is a predicted model, not a curated record. Gene Ontology annotation, biological process: DNA replication; DNA strand elongation involved in mitotic DNA replication.
AUGGCUCCCGAAAGGCGCGUUCAAUAUUUCCCCACUGACACAGAUCGUGAGGCCAGGAUGUACGGUGAACUGGGUAACAAACUAGUCCAACAUGCGAAGCGCACGCAAUCCCUCGCGCAUCUGCCACCAUACCAGACGGAGAUCGUUCGUGCGGUGACUCGCGAAGUACGCGAUCUCGAGCGGGAUGUAACACGUCUUCUAAGUCCCUUCGAGGGCUCGUUCAACCCGUCAGCUGACCCCGCAACGGCAUGUACCCUGCUGGUCAACCACCUCUGCAUGCGCCGCGACAAGCGUUGUCUACUUGCAUAUCACCGUGUACGAACUGAGAAACUCGAGGAACUUUGCUGGGUCGGAGUAGACGUGCUCGAGCAGCAGCAGCCGGUCGAUGUGUCUGAAGACCGUGGACCGAAUCAGGGCGCAGGACACAGUUCCUUGAGUCCGGAGGAAGAGGAAUACUUUCGACUAUACGGUGAUAUGCUGGCGACAUAUAAAGGGCAGUGGACGGAUAUAGACCUGACGGGGACACUAGAGCCGCCGAAAGAUCUUUUUAUUGACGUGCGUGUAUUAAAGGAUGCGGGGGAGAUACAGACUGAAUACGGUGUGAUCAACUUGACCAAAAACAGUCAGCUCUAUGUUCGACAGGGUGAUGUUGAGCGGCUCAUUGCACAAGGGUUUCUCGAGCGACUGACGUGA